Messenger RNA from Puma concolor (puma), 1809 nucleotides. RefSeq names its product Fc mu receptor (gene FCMR). Gene Ontology annotation, molecular function: transmembrane signaling receptor activity. Gene Ontology annotation, cellular component: plasma membrane. The record is from RefSeq and is a predicted model, not a curated record. NCBI's taxonomy places the organism in Eukaryota, Metazoa, Chordata, Mammalia, Carnivora, Felidae.
GGGCUUUUGGAUGGGACGUUGCUCUGGAAGGAGCCAUGGACCUCUGGCUUUGGUCACUUUGCUUCCUGCCAGUGGCUGGGGCUCUGAGGAACCUCCCAGAAGUAAAGCUGGAGGGAAUUCUGGGUAGCUCCAUUACCAUUGAGUGCCCGCUUCCUCAAAAGCAUGUGAGGUUGUAUCUGUGCCGGGAAGUGGCUGAAUCUGGAGUAUGUUCCACCGUCGUGUCCAGCAAGAAUUUCGUCAAGGAAGAAUACAAGCACCGAGUCACCCUGAAGCCAUAUCCAGAUCAGAAUGUGUUCCUAGUGGAGGUGACAGAGCUGACCAAGAGUGACAGCGGAGUCUAUGCCUGUGGGACAGGCAUGAACACAGACCGGGGCAAGACCCAGCAGGUCACCCUGAGUGUCCACAGUGAGUAUGACCCGUUCUGGGAAGACGAGCUGAUGCCUGAGCCUCCAAGAUGGUUUCAUAAAUUUUUACAUAGACCGAUGCCCCCUUGGUUCCAGAUGCCUGCACAUGCCGAUUCUCUUGAAUUCAUACCUAAAGCUACCCCACCAGCUCAAAGGACUGAGGCUCCUCCAGCAACCCACCCCUCCCCCACCACCCAAAUCUCUCACCACCUUCGAGUUUCCAGAGCAUCUUCAGUAGCAGUUACCAAGCCCCCAACCUUCCUGCCAUCUACCACCACAACCUCAAAGACCUCAACUCCGGGGGUGCUUCGUAGGCUCCAGACGGCCAGCUACAACUACCACAGCAGGCUUCACAGGCAGAGAGCCUUCCACCAAGGCCCGGUGUCUGGGAUGGAAGACCAAGGAUUUCACAUCCUGGUGCCCACCGCCCUGAGCCUCAUCCUGCUGGCGCUUGUUGGACUGUUGGUGAAAAGGGCCAUUCAAAGGAGGAAAGCCCUCUCCAGGCGGGUCCGCCGAGUGGCGGUGAGGAUGCGCGCCCUGGAGGCGUCCCAGCGGCCCCCGCAGCAGCGGCGCCGCGCGUCGCAGCCGCCACGCUCCCAGAACAUCUACAGCGCCUGCCCGCGGCGUGCUCGGGCGGCGGACGCUGCAGGUGAGCGGGAGGCUCCUCUCGCAGGCCCUGGAGCGUCAGCACCCCCGGCCGCGCCGCAGGUAAUGGAAACUCUCUGGCUCCAUGCCCCAUCUCUGAAGACCAGCUGUGAAUAUGUGAGCCUCUACUACAAGCCUGUUGCCAAAGCAGAGGACACUGAUUCAGAUGACUAUGUCAAUAUUCCCUGCCUGACUCACCUGUCCCACUGUCCCCCUGGGCCCAGACCUUGGUGCCAAUGAGUCUUGUCUAUCUGCUGGUUUCCAAUACCUCCUCUGUUUUUGGAGCCCUUAUUACCUCCCACACUAACCUUAAGUCUUGUUCCUGUCUCUCCUGAACAUAGCUCUGUACCCCCUCCUGUUUCUUCUUGCACACCUCUACAGCCCUCUGUGGUUUUCAGGUGGGCUCUGGGCAGGCAGAGUAUUUGUCCCCGUGCAACCUGCUUCCCUUCCGAGCCAAUGGGAUUUGCAGAGUGUCUUUGAUCACAGGGUCUUUGCUGCCCUGGGUCUAGACACAUGGUAUCAGACUGGAGGAUAGACAUAAGUGUUGCUUCGGGGGACUUUCUCAGUCUUGGGCCUCAUACCAGUCAAAGGCCCCCAGACCGCCUCAUGAGGGCAUGCCUCAGGCCUGUGAGCUAGGAAGGGGCCUGGUAUGAAAUGCCCCUGGCAACAUCUUUGCCCUGAUCGUAGGGCUGGCUCUUACUAGUGAGCUUCUAUUCAUCUUGAGUCCUAUGAUAAGGACAUUUCAUUUUGAGAUGACAAU